Molecule: messenger RNA, 774 nt
Organism: Glycine soja
Lineage: Eukaryota; Viridiplantae; Streptophyta; Magnoliopsida; Fabales; Fabaceae
Exons: 1
Coding region: 202-408 (68 amino acids)
Source: RefSeq, a predicted model, not a curated record
ACCCAAUUCCCCAAAUCAUAGAAGCAUUCUUCAAUAAUUCAUAGCCAAAAACCUUGGAGCAACAACGUGGUAGAGGAGAGGCUACUUCAGAACACGUUUUGCUUUUUUUUUUUUUAUAAAUUUUUAAUUAUCUUUGAUUCUUUCGGAUACAAAAUCAAGAGACGUGUUCAUUUUUUUGGAGCAACAACGUUGUUGAAGAACAUGGUGUGCUUUUGUUUUCUUGUGGAUCAGACAAAGAAAGUGAAGCAGAGCAAGCCGGUGGCGGGGUCGUGCUCGCGGUGCGGCGGCGGUGCCAGCGUGGCGGACAUGAUUACUCAAACGAGAUUCUGCUUCGUUCCUUUCUAUUGGAAAUCUUGGAAGGCUAUUAUGUGCACUUUCUGUGGAGCCAUGCUAAAGUCUUAUAGAUGAGAAAUUACUCACAAAUUAACAAGGUUUUAAAUUGUAAUUGCGGUCAUGAUUUUUUGUUGCAUUUCUUGAUAUUAUAAGAAAUUGCAGAUAAAUACAACCUAUAUAUGCUACCUGCAGCCAUAAUUGCAAUUGUGUAGUGUCAAAAGACACUAAAAAAUCUUGAUGUUACAGAUUGCUAAUGAUGAGAUCAACAUGUAUGCACCAAACUAUCAUUUCUCUGUUAUAAAUAGCUACAUAUAGGAUAUUUUAAAUGUAUAGAAUACAUAUCUAUAUUUGAGGUCUAGUUGGGGAUAAGCUAUAAUGUAUUCUGGAGUUGUAAAUAUUGGAGCAAAAAUAUUAAUUUAAGUCUUUUUUAUUUCCUGUUCA